AUGAAGAAGCUCUUACGUGGAAUGCAGAGAACUGAUAUCUAUCAAUCUAUUGUGAUGCUGAUGAUGCUUGAUAGAUUCCCAGUGAAGGACAUUCCUUCGGAUAUUGCACACGAUCAAGGUGCUUCUGGAACUUCUUCGAUUCCACACGCGAUUCUUCCAUUAUUGGACACUUGCCGACUUCUUCCAACCAUCAAUAUUUUAUAUUUUCAUAACGAAGACAACUGA
Molecule: messenger RNA, 225 nt
Organism: Caenorhabditis bovis
Lineage: Eukaryota; Metazoa; Nematoda; Chromadorea; Rhabditida; Rhabditidae
Source: the annotation of a GenBank genome assembly